AUGCCGCAACCCAACCUCUCUCGCAGCUACAAGAACCCCGCCAAUACCCCCUCCAAUAGAGACAUAAAAGUGGCUAUAAACUCGACCACGCUCGGGAACUCAGACAAGAGGCUCACCGAGAAUAUUCCCCAGACGAAAGCGAGCAUC
Molecule: messenger RNA, 147 nt
Organism: Tuber aestivum (summer truffle)
Lineage: Eukaryota; Fungi; Ascomycota; Pezizomycetes; Pezizales; Tuberaceae
Source: the annotation of a GenBank genome assembly